Tauraco erythrolophus (red-crested turaco) is the source of this 919-nucleotide messenger RNA. The record is from RefSeq and is a predicted model, not a curated record. NCBI's taxonomy places the organism in Eukaryota, Metazoa, Chordata, Aves, Musophagiformes, Musophagidae.
AAUAUACUAGUUGAAAAUGAUGUAAAGAUGGACAAAGACGGUCUCACUGAUCUCUAUAUUCAACAUGCCAUUCCUCUGCCUCAGCGUGACUUACCAAAAAGUAGAUGGGGGAAAAUGAUGGAAAAGAAAAGACAGCAAAAUGAGUUGAAGAGUGAGAAUAAAAGUGUUACAACGGUGGAAGGUUUAAGGAAGCGACCAUUAAUAGUAUUUGAUGGCAAUUCGACAAGUACAAGCAUAAAGGUGAAGAAGACAGAGAACGGAGCUGUUGAUCGCCUAAAGCCUCCUCCAGCUGGAAGCACCACCAACACUGUUAGAAGAUUAUCAGUUCCUUCAAAUGCCUCAACAUACAUUUCGGCCUCCAGUUUCUCAGAGGACGCUAAGCUGGGAAUGAGAAAUAAUGAGGCUAAGCAGGACAAUACUUCAAAGACUAACAGCAGUGUAUUGGCUAGUCUGAAGGUGUACCCUUUGUCUCCAGUAGCAGGAGCUACUGUUGUGAAGUUAAAGAGAGCUGUUCCAAAAGAAGAAUCUGAUUUGCCGAAUGACCUAAAGCCUACGGAAGCAAAGAAGAAAAUCCAGCAUGUUACAUGGCCAUGAAGUAGCUAAUGGUGCUUGAAACAUAAAUGUUACUUCCAUAUUUUCAAAUACAUAAGUCAUAUUGAAACAGUUUAAGUACAAGUCUUUUUAAACCUUACAGGGAUUCAGAUUGCUGUGAAGUUUUAACAAGGUUAGAAUUUCCCUGUUGUAAAGCUGGAGUCAUUAUCACCAGUCACCUUAAGAGUGUCUGCUCUUGUACACCAAGUAGUUCAUUACUUCUUCAAAAGGUAGUAAUGUUACAAUAUACUAACCCCCCCCCACUUUUAGUUUUCAAGAUGAUUAUAGUUCAUCUCCUGCAUGUCCCUGUGAUUCACGCAUAUAAAUA